Molecule: messenger RNA, 3549 nt
Organism: Neocloeon triangulifer
Lineage: Eukaryota; Metazoa; Arthropoda; Insecta; Ephemeroptera; Baetidae
Gene: dally
Product: division abnormally delayed protein
Exons: 8
Coding region: 579-2423 (614 amino acids)
Biological process (GO): regulation of protein localization to membrane; positive regulation of canonical Wnt signaling pathway; cell migration
Cellular component (GO): extracellular region; plasma membrane; cell surface
Source: RefSeq, a predicted model, not a curated record
CUCACACAGCAUUCCUCUCACACCAAGAUCUUCAACCCUUCUACGCCAGACCACGCCACUGUCGUCUCGCAGCAGCCGCAGCUUUCGCGGAGAGAAAAAUAUGGUGCUGAGAGCAGUGUGCAGAAGGCGAGCUCGUGAUUGAACUGCAUUCUCGGCAGGAAUCAGUCGACGGUCGGCAGCACAGGAGUGAGUGCGAGUGUCGGCUCUGAUUUCUGGCGCGGCUGGGACACUUCUGCAACCCGAUCACCCGUCGACACGCCACCACGCAUCGCUUAAUUGAUGGACGAGUGAUUUUUUGCAAUUACCCGUAGCUGCCAUACGUACAUGUAUUACGUACGUGCAUGUGGAGGUAAUGAAAGGCAGCAGCGGCCGCGGCGCAUACCUUUGAGGCGGUCGACACCGUGACGCACCUGCACCCAAAUCGCGCUUUUAAUUCAUGUUGCACCGGCCGAUCGUCGACGCCGAUUUCAUUCAAGAAAUCACGCGGCUUUUAAUGUGAUAUCGGACCACUUGCCGAGUGCGAUUGAAUUGAUUUUGAUUGAUUGAUUCGUCGAUCCCAUCCAGUUCCGCGAUUCGUCAUGAAGAACCAACUGUCGGUUUUGUUCUUCGUCGGCCUGCUGGCCGUUUUCUCACCUGUCCGGACGCACGCGUCCGACGCCAAGAGGGUGCACAAGAUGAGGUUCAAGGCCUCCUCUUGUUCGGCUGUGAAACCUCUUUUCGUCGCAAAGAACAUCUCCGACCCACCCGAUCACUCCAUCGAAGGGCCACUCUUUUCUCGACUGUGUCCUGUGGUGAACGGCACCAGCAACUGCUGCACUUCGCGGAUGGAGAACCAGCUGAAGUCGCUGGCGAGGAAAGAACUGCAAGAAGUGUUGAGGCAAAACUCGCACUCGAUCCAAGAGGUCCUCCACUCCAACAGUCGCGAUUACUUGGAGAAAAUUAUCGAGCUGAGCCGACGGUCGGAGAACCGAACUCUGGAGACGUUUGCCCAGGUGUUCCAGCGCCUGGCGCCCGAAGCGCGUGUGCCCAUUCAGCAGCUGUUCUCCAAACUGCGCCAAGUCCUUGCUGAUCCCGGGCCGGCCUCUUUCUUGAACGACUCCUCCGCUGACCUGGAAGAGGUGUCUUUGCACGACACCAUCACAAACUUCUUCCACCAGCUCUUUCCCCUUGUGUACCGGCACUCCAUCAUCCACACAAAUGCCGAAAUCACUUCUGAGUACUCGCUUUGCCUUCAGCACUCGAUCCACAAAUUGCGUCCCUUUGGCGACAUCCCCAAGUCGGUGGGUUUUGCUAUCGGCAAGGCGGUGCGCGCCAUCCAUGACUUCCUGCGCUCACUCAGCCUGGGCUUGGACGCCCUGGUGCUGGCCGAGCACGCCUGGGACAAAUCAGACGAGUGCUCGAGCGCCCUGCUGAGGAUGAGUUACUGCUCGCGCUGCUCGGGAUAUGCUGAGGUUAAGCCCUGCGCCGGCUACUGCCAGAAUGUGAUGCGAGGCUGCCUGGCGCACUUGACCGAGCUGGACGCCUCUUGGAACGGCUACGUGGACAGCCUGGAGGAGCACGUCGCCUCCGCGUACGCGCUCAACGGCCUCGUCAAGGCGGAAAAGGCCGUCGGCGCGCUCGAGACGCAGAUUUCCGACGCCAUCAUGCAGGCCAUGGUUGACGGACCCUCCCUUGAAAAGAGGGUGAAAUCUGCGUGCGGGCCGGUGCAGUUGCAGGACACCCCGAAACACCAAAAGUCGCCCAAAACGGCUCCGUCCAAGGCGUCAAAACUGUCCUUGAAGAAGGACAACAAGUACGAGCUGGAGACGCAGCUGUCCAACCUGGCGAGACAGGUGCUGGUCAGCCUGAUCAGGUCUAAGGGCUUCUUCUCCAGCCUGUCCGACUCCAUCUGCGCGGACGACAGCUUUGCCGAGACAGACACGCACGCCGAGUGCUGGAACGGGCAGAGGAUUUCGCAGUACACCAAGACCGUGGUGAGCGCCGGUCUUGGAGCGCAGAAGUACAACCCCGAGCUGCCUUGGAACGGCAAGCCGACCGACUUGAGAAUAAUUCAGAUGAGCGACCGCCUGCGGCAAGUGCGACGUGCCCUGCUCGGCCAGUCAAGUGCGCUGCCAGACGCGGACAAUCAAGUACUCGAGGACGGUUCUGGUUCCGGUGGCAUUGAGCCGAACCCCGGCGGAGGUCCUGACGACGAGGACAACUGGGACGGCUCGGGCUCUGGAGGCGGUGGAGUCAGAGGCACUGGCGGUGGAGAUGGACCCAUUCGACGCAAGCCUGGAACUGUAUCGCACUCCCCAACAGGCGGUCGAGACGCCGGUAGCAAGGAAACAAGCAGUUCGACCCAACAUCGUAUCAGCACUGCGUUAUGGGCAAUUAGCUUAUCGGUGGCUCUGCUCUUCAAGUUGGCCCCCCAUCUAGCAUGAAGGGCCACUUGAUCCAGAGAGAAAGAGAAAUAAAUCACAAAUUAGCACAUACAUACACAAAAACCAACACAGACACACACUUGCAAAAAUCAACGGUUGAAAUAUAAAACACUAAAAAAUGUAUAACACAAUAUAUACAAGAUGAAAAGAUUGAUUGACGAUCCGUCUCAUAUAUGUUGUUGUAAGAGAAAAAAUCUUUUGACUAAAAAAUCCUAUCCCUCCAGCAUAGCUCUUUAGAGAUUGACGAGAGAGACACACAAACACUUGCUAUUAAAUCAUGUAAUAUAAUAUGUUGAUUUCGGAGUUCAAAACUUUUAUUGUUCUAAAGUUAUUUUUUAAUUGAUGUGUAACAAAUGUGUAUUGAUUUAUAUUGUGACUGCUCCAUCUAAGUCAUCUGUGACUCCUUUUUUGAUUUAAUUAAUUAGACUCUAAAUUAAUGUGGGAGUGGGAAAGGGCACCGAGUUCGAAGUGAUUUGUUGCAGAAUCGUUCGUUAUUUUUGCGUUCAGUGAAUUUUGUGCUUUUUAUACCGGAGCUGUUGAUUAGGCUUAUAUAUAGAGACCCAUGUCGCAAAAAUAACACUUUGCUUUUGUAGAGUUCUUUGGUCACAUGUAAAACUAGCACAAAAGUGUGACUUGGGCAGUAUUUGGCUAAAAUUUAAUUUGAUGAAUUUGCAUUUGGCUGUGUGGAUCAGUAUUUCACUUAUAUUUUUGAAAGAAAAAAAUAACCCUCUAUUCCUAUUUAAAAUUUGCUUUAGUCCUUGGAAAUUAGUGAUCAUUAAAGUGGUUUGUGAUUUUAUUUUCCUAGUUUUAAACUAAAUUGGAAAAAGUGCGUUUCAAUAUGUUAUAUUGCCAAAUUGUCUUUACUAGAGUGUUCCAAAAAUGACAUGGGUCACCAGAAAUUUUAGCUCUGAAUUUUAGUGAAACAUGCAGCUCCACUGGUAGGGAAAUGCUUAAAAUUUAUUUUUGCAUUUGACUUCUGUAGGAGAAGAUGAUGAUAUUUUGUUAAACGGUUUGAUCAUUUAGUUUUUUAAGUUAGUGAUGGUGAAAAAUCGCUGUUUCAUACACGAAAAUCUGUGAUAAAGUUAGUGAAUGUGGGAAAAUGCUGUUAAUUAUUGGUCAAAAGAGG